UUAACCGCUUUGGAUUUAUCCCUUAACAUAUAUAAUCAUAUUAUCGAUGUGAUAUUCACGUUUAAUUUAUCCAUCUCUAGUGUUCUUAUGAUUACUUUGAAUGUUCUUCACCUUAUUGCUAAGAUGUUACAUGGUCCGGAGAAUAUAUGACAUUGUAUGCUGUGUGGGUCCAAUCUGUGCAAUCAUCUGUCCGAAUUGAGUGUCAUGAAUGUGUUUCUUGUGAUUGAUUUGUUGUGAUAUCUCAAGUCAGUUAUCACUUGGGAGAUUUGAUAGACAUUGACCAGAAACUAUUAUGGCUGUAGCAUGUGGUAUUCAUCUAUAUUUGCGUUUCCAUACUGUUGUUGAACCAUCCAAUUAUGGUAAGGACAUCCUUUUUUCGUCUUGACAAUGGUUACAAGCCUGGGACCGACCAAGGAAACAAAGGCUGACAACUAGGCCUGCAAGAUAAAGCACCUAAGAAUCGGGAUCGAAACAUACCAAUUACCAAAUCCACCUAUCUUCGCUGGCAUAACCCUAAAAUAGAUCAUUACCAACUGAGGCUUCCAAGCCAACUUGAUUAGCUUGCGAAGGAUGAAUGAGACCACAUGGAAAUGUGAACGUUUCUCUUCAUUCAAGAUUCAUUUUCCUUAAACAUUGACGGUGUUUAUUUAUAAUAUUAGAGAGAGGUCUUCAAGUCCAGGAGGAUGGGACAUUUGCUAAUUGCAUACUAAGAAUAAUAUGUGAUGAAUGCAACAUCAAUGAGAUCGGAGCGUCUGUUAAAACUUUGCUUAGUUAAUUCUAUGAAGAGUUUCUGUGCUAUUCAUUGUUCAAAUGUAUGUAAUGAAUUAAGGUGCACUGAGGAGAAUGUCUCUAUUCGAAGUGACUGACUGGGCUUUAUUUUAAGCCUUCUGGUUACAAUAUUUUUUGACUUCUAGUGAUGAAAAAUUAAUUUUGUGUUGUUUAUGUGACUAUUAUUAUCAUUCGUGAGACGAAAAUAGAACAAAAUUUAAUAGCUUCACUUCUUAAAUGACAUAGUUUUUCCUUUUUCCAUCUUUUUUCACAUUACACCAUCUUCAAUGGGGGACUGCUAGAUCACAAAAUUACUUAGAAGUUGUACUGUGUGACAAUUGCUUGCAUUUAUCUACUUCAUACUUUUAUAGGAGUCUAUUUUCAGUAUUAUUUUGAUCACAAUGACAAACAAAGACCGAUUCUCAACAUUUAGCAUAUGUCUGGAUAAGUGUUUCUAGGCGUUUAAACACCUUGAUCAAAUAAUACUUUUGGUUAAACCACUUUUUAUCCACACAUUUAGUAGGACCACAAGUAUGGACCACUUCUCCAUUUACCCCUGGUUAUAAUAAUAACUCUAAGAUGAAAUUAAAGUUUUCCUGAAAAUUAUAACAUAAACAUUUGGUACUUCUGACAGUUGUAGAUAUGUGUCUUUGCAAUUUUUUUACUUAGUUCACAUUGUGACUGUUGAACCUCUUUGUGUUUUUUAGUGGAAAUCAUAUUGCUAUAACAUUUGGUGGAUAAAUCAUAUCUUUUACAUACAGAAUAUCAGAUAUACAUGGCUUUGUAGAAGUGUCUUGGACAUGUGGCUUCGUAGUGAAAUUGUGUACAUUCUAACUCUGUGAUACCAAUAUGUUAUCUUAAGAUGUUUAUAUGGACACUUGCAAAUAAAUUGUUAGAUAGAUCAUGUCUGCACUGAGAUUAGUUAGAUCUCCGGGGACAGACUUUUUCCCUGUAAAAUUCUGCAACUAAUCAGGAAUGCUGACAUUCCCCUUAUCGUGUGAAAUUUAUGUAGUUCAUUUGUACUAGUAGUGUGUUGUGAUACCUUAAUAAAUAGUUCUUUGCUGGUUUUAGUUUAAAAGAACAGGGAUGGAGAUAUAGCAAGGGGAGAACAUAGUGCAAAUUAAAGACUCCUUCCAGAUUAAUAGCUGUAAUAGACGUAACAAAGAAUGCAUUUGAUAGACAUUCUGACAUUUGUGUUGUAAAUUCUACGAUUUGACUAUAAUUUAUCUGCAGUUUAAAAGCAAAACUUUUCUGAAUUCUUUGUAGAACUUUUGGUUUCUAAUGCUUGCUUGAUAAGCAGGUACCUUAAAGCUUUCACCUUUCUGGAGGACUGGAUUGAAAUCUUAGAUAGCUAGUUUUCCCUGCACUUGGGUUCGUAAGAAAGCAGCCACUUUAGGGUCGUGGAAGUUACUACCUUUUGUGCAACUGAAACUGCCCUUCGAGAUUCUUCUGGGGACCUCUUCCCUCAGAUAUUUUUUUCCUCAUUUGGGGAAAGAAGUGCAGUUUGAUUGUUUGGGUGUUUAGUUCUUAUCAAUUUUGUUAGUUUGUCUAUAUACAUCAAUAAAUAUGGUCUGUUAGCGCGUUGUUAAAAAGAUUGAAUAAUGGCGCAUUACACAGAAGAGGAACAAACCGAGGAUUACCUUUUCAAGAUUGUUUUAAUUGGUGAUUCAGCUGUAGGUAAAUCGAACUUACUGGCUAGAUUUGCAAGAGAUGAGUUUUACCCUAAUUCAAAAUCAACUAUUGGGGUAGAGUUUCAGACCCAGAAGAUGGAAAUUAAUGGGAAGGAAGUCAAGGCUCAGAUUUGGGACACAGCUGGUCAGGAGCGGUUCAGGGCUGUUACAUCUGCAUAUUACAGAGGUGCAGUUGGAGCUCUUCUGGUCUACGACAUCAGUCGACGCCAGACCUUUGAUAGCAUUGGCAGAUGGCUUAAUGAACUUCACAGUAAGCAACCCGACAUUCAAACAUUUCACAUAAUUUUUAUUUAUGCGCCUUUUCUUUUUCCGUUGAAAAUACAAUAGAACCUUUCACCAGGUACUCAUUACAAUCAUUAUCAGCACGACAUUCACCACCCU
Messenger RNA from Olea europaea var. sylvestris, 2840 nucleotides. RefSeq names its product ras-related protein RABA5a-like. The coding region runs from base 2370 to 2786 and encodes 138 amino acids. Gene Ontology annotation, molecular function: GTPase activity; GTP binding. NCBI's taxonomy places the organism in Eukaryota, Viridiplantae, Streptophyta, Magnoliopsida, Lamiales, Oleaceae. Gene Ontology annotation, cellular component: endosome. The record is from RefSeq and is a predicted model, not a curated record. The transcript has a single exon.